Messenger RNA from Phascolarctos cinereus (koala), 2813 nucleotides. It is a transcript of the gene UBE2U, whose product is annotated as ubiquitin conjugating enzyme E2 U. NCBI's taxonomy places the organism in Eukaryota, Metazoa, Chordata, Mammalia, Diprotodontia, Phascolarctidae. The record is from RefSeq and is a predicted model, not a curated record.
GCAACCAAUCCCCCAGCAACGCCCACCACACCAACCCACAGUGGCCCAAUAAGUCCUCCAUCCAUCACGACCCUCCGUCACCAUCCUACGGCCUAUGUUGCUGUCGGUAGCAACACACACACUUGGAGCCCCCUUCUCGCUGUCCUGUGUGUGAGCAUACCUCCAGGUGCCGCAGGCCCUCGGACUUCCUCCCCUGGCCUGGGCUGGGAGGUGACGCAGCCCAACCGUCGGGAGAGCCCAUCGCCAGCAAGGCGUUGGCUAUCCCAAGCAUCCUUGGGUUAACCAUGCUGAGCCCAGGAGAAGCGGAGCCUUCGUGAGCCCCCGGACUGAGGCUUUCCUCCCCUUGGGAGCAGUGAGAAGCCCCUCGUAGGACAGCUCCAGGAAGUGCUUGGAAGGACACCUGCCCUUGCCUCAGCUUGGGAGCAAGCUUGUGUGUGGGCAGGCGCCUACAUCCCUGCAGCCCUACCAUGCAUUGCAGGUCUUACUUGUUGCUGGAAAAAGAAUUCAUGGACCUCCAAGAACAAGACCUAUUUGGCAUAACUGUGACUCCACUAAGUAAUGAUUUACUCAAAUGGCUAGCAGAAGUUGAAGGCCUGAAGGAUACAGUUUGGGAAGGAUUUACAUUCCCAUUGUUGAUGAAGUUCUCGGUGGACUACAACAAUGUCCCUCCAGUUGUGGCAUUUAGCCCUAUUCCCUUCCAUCCCAAUGUUGACCCCAAAUCUGGCCGACCAUGUAUAGAUUUUCUAGAUAGCCCUGAUCAUUGGGAUACUAACUAUACGCUAAGUAGCAUCUUACUUUCUAUUCAGGUUAUGCUUUGUAAUCCAACAUUAACCAAUCCAGUUAAUGUUGAGGCAGCAAGAGUGAUGUUAGAAGACAUGUCUUUGUUCAAUGAACUAGCCCUGAAGUCUCUCUACCACUCCAGCCCUGCAGAUGAGGAGACUGUUCCUGAAGAGAAUGCUGUGGUCAGUUUCAAGCCGUUUCAAGUAGAAGAAGAAAUGCCUAAAAAAAACAUUAAAGGAAUUUCCUUUGAUGAAUACUACAAGACAUGGUCUGGAAUUGCAACGUCACAAACAGCCAACUGUUUCAAAAUUCCAGUGUCUCACGAUCUCUCAGAAAACUACAAAAAAUGGAAAGGAAAGAGCAUAAAGUCGAGUCAAGCCUGGGAUGCAAAAUUUCACUCCAUCAUGGCUAGAAUCACUCGGGAAAAUAGGUUACCUACAAAAUUAGACAGAAGCUUAAUACAAUCCAUCAAAAAUGCACAGAUCUGCACACCAGAAACAAAUACGAAUGUUUUGAGUUCAGGAAAUAAAGAAGAAAUUGUCACAAAAAAGCGGAAAGGCAAAGAGAAGAAGAAAAAGAAGAAAAAGAAAAUUCCCAAAGAAAGUGAUGAUAUGGAUGAGUCCUGGGAAAAAGAAGUGGAGAACCUGGUAGCCUGGACCAAUGAACUCAACACAACCACAUUAGAAGACUGAGCUUCACACACAUGGCGAAGGAAGAAUUCCCCUCUGCCCUCCCCAGGGUCAGGGCACUUUGUGCAGCCUGCUGCGCCUGCCGGUUCUGGUCCUUCUGAAAUCCUCUUCUCAUCCUGCUCAGCAGAAGCAUCAAAAUACAGAUGAAAGUCAUUGGAGACACAGAACUGAAUAGCAAUUUGCUUCAGUGUUUUGUACUAAGAGUUGUAGAGAAAUUAGAACUGUCAUUGGUGCUGUUUUUGUUCAGGGCACAUGGUUCAAAAUGCAGACUCGUUUAACUGGGGGGAUGAAGAGAGCCAGGGACACCACCCCAAUGACAGGAGAUGAAGAGCCCUGGAUACCCUGGGGAAAUGGGACCUGCUACAAGGUGGGGCAAUGAGAAGAACAGAUUAAUGGAUGAGUCCUGCUAACUAGAUUUUAAGCUCUGUUAUUUCUAUGCUACUAAAAUGUAUCGCAAUUUAGGGGAAGGGUGGGGAACACCUGGUAGGAGUGUCCCCCUUGAGACUUUGGGCCAACAUGAGAACAUUGGGCAUCUGAGAAGAGAAACUGUAGGAGGCAGAAGAGGAUUACAGAGAGGGAAGUGGGAGAGUGCUCAAAACCAAUUUUGUUUUGUUAAAAUUUGACCUGAAGUCUAUCCUCCUGGAAAGGAAGAGGAAAUUCUCUUCUUCCUCCUUUCUGUACAACAUGCUCCCAGCUCCUACUCCUGGGAUCCAGAGAUAAGGUUAAUAUAUGAAAAUUAUAACUGCAGUUCUGCUACUGGGAACCUAACCCAUGUUAGAAAUGUCAUUCCUAUGGGGAAAUGUGUUUUAAGUUUCAAAUGAGCAACUUUCAGACUGUUUUGGAUAGCACAGCCCUGCAGGAUGGGAGACCAUUUGUUCUCAAUUCACUUCAAUUUCAAUUCAAAUGAGAGAAUAGAAAUGAAUUCCUAUAAAUCAUAGGAUGAGAAAAGCAAAGUAGCCUUAAUGCACUGCAAUGAUCAGUCAUCUCUAUUCCACAUUUCCAAAUACGAGUCUAUGAUCCAGUGUUUAAACUUAUGCCAAUUAUUUCGAGGGCAAAUGAUACAAAUAUAGUUUUACGUCAAAAAGGACCAAUGACAUCAUCUGCCAUUGCGUCAAUUGUAUGGUCUAACUACAGAAAGGAAUGUCAGUGGAUUUAGCACAGUCAUGAGAAGAAGGCAUUUUAUUUGUCUCUGACGGUAUCAGAUAGUCUUUUUUUAUACUUACAAUCUCUCAUCUCUCACCCAUCUACUGGAGUAUUCAGUUUGGAGGCUGUCUUUAAUCUGAUUUCAGCUUUUCAUUCACAUUCUUGGGGUCCCCAUGGAUAUUGGCUCCUGGUUCUGCUCCA